AUGUCGAAAACAGAAAAAGUCUUAGCUGCUAAUCUUAAAAACCUCACAUACAAUAUUCUGAAAAACUUCAACGAUGAUGCGGUAAAAAAUAAGACUUUUCCCGAGUUGGCCAACUGCACAGAAUGUGAUAAGAAGAUUUUUGCCCGACCUAAUAAAGCAUUCACAACGCUAUUAUGUGGCCACGUAUACCAUAGAAUCUGUAUUAAGAAGAAACUUUUACUUGGCAAGCAACUAAUGUGUCCAACCUCCAAGUGUGAAAAAAGCGUUAAAAUUCUUGAGGAGUUCACUACAGCUGAAACGGGUCUUAGAUGUGAUUCAGAAUCUAGUACUUCUUCAUUAGUUGAGAAAAUGGGGAAGGAUAAGAGCAUCGUCAUGGUAGAAGGAUCCCAAAAAAGACCCAUCGAAGUUGAUACUGAAGAGACAAAUACAAUGCAAGAUAAAUCACCUAUUAAGAAAGCAAAAAAGGAAGUUAAAAAUGAGGAUUCCCAGAUGUUGAAACGACUUAUCAAAGA
Molecule: messenger RNA, 512 nt
Organism: Diversispora eburnea
Lineage: Eukaryota; Fungi; Glomeromycota; Glomeromycetes; Diversisporales; Diversisporaceae
Source: the annotation of a GenBank genome assembly